UAGUUUUUGUAUAUUUGUUCAACUGUUGAGCCAAGUCAGCUUGUCGUUUGUUUUGACUUUGUGUUCACCUGGAUACGGCCGCUUCUAAAUCCCAUCCAAAGCAAGCUUGGUUUCUCAACCAAUUACCAGAGCCAAUAAUGGACUCUACUGACUGAUACAUGUAUUGAACUGACAUUGCAUUGUUUGCACAAAUCCAUCGUCAGCUGAUGUGAGCAAUAUGUAGAAUGUUCCUGCGACUUUCACACAAGAACUUAGAGUUUAACCUGAAUACUAAUGUGUGUAAUAAGACGAAAAACAUCAAACGUGUUGAGUCUCCUCCAGAAAGAGUCGUGCCCGUGAGCCAAAUAUUAAAGCAGCAACACGAAGAUAACAUGUUGUGGAUCAUCCGUGUGCAUUAGUGACUAUAGUAGCACCAAACGGCCUGACGCUCCCUCUGAACCUUCACCCUUGUGACCUGUCAUGCAGCCAUUUACUGCAUGUUUGUGUGUUUUGCAUGGGUGUGUUGUUCAUUAAAAAUGUGUGUGCUCAGCAGUCCUGAAGCGAGCCCAGCCUUUCUAAUUUAUUUUAAAGGUUUCUUUAAAAAAAAAAAAAAAGAAAAAAAGAAAGGUCAAAGGUCACGUUGCUGGAAUGCAAGUAGAUUACAAAUGCUGGCCCCAUUGCACGUCUAUUUAUACGGCCUGUGUGUGUUGACAUGGGUCAGCUAGAAUUGUCACUGUGCAUGUUUGUGUGUGUUUGAGCCUCACUAUAUGGAGGGGUGGGGUUAUGUUUUCUAAUCUAUUCAAGGCAACGCCCCCACCCUCCUGGACUGUUGCUGUAGAUAUAUAAGCCCUCUGCAGACACACAAUCUUUUCUUCACUUUUUGCUAAGACUACAGACCAGAGAUGCCUCAGUUUGAGAAAUCAACGGUCCACAUGAGGGACCCUGAACGGGUGGAGCAGAUCAUCUGUGGCCUAAUCAAAGGAGGAGCUUCCAAACUACAGGUCAUCACAGACUUUGACAUGACGUUAAGCAAAUUUGCAGUCAACGGCAAGCGUUGUCCGUCAUGUCACCAUAUCAUUGAUAACUGCAAACUGGUAACAGAUGAGUGCAGACAGAAGCUGCUGCAGCUGAACAAUAAAUAUUAUCCCAUUGAGAUUGAUCCUCACCUCACCAUGGAAGAGAAAUACCCAUUUAUGGUUGAGUGGUAUUUCAAGUCUCACACACUACUUGUGGAGCAGCGGAUAGAGAAAGACAAACUGCCAGAGGUGGUGAGAGAGUCUGACGCUGCACUCAGAGAUGGCUUUGAGCAGUUCUUUGACCGCCUACAGCAGCACAAUGUGCCUGUCUUCAUUUUCUCCGCUGGCCUGGGUGACGUCCUUGAGGAAAUCAUCCGUCAGGCCGGAGUCUACCACCCCAAUGUCAAGGUUGUCUCCAACUUCAUGGAUUUCGAUGACAACGGCGUCCUGAAAGGGUUCAAAGGCGAGCUGAUCCAUGUGUACAACAAACACGAUGGCGCCCUGCGAAACACAGAGUACUUCAAACAGCUAAGAGAGUACUGCAACAUCAUUCUGAUGGGUGACUCACUGGGAGACCUCAGCAUGGCCGAUGGUGUGCCCAAUGUAGAGAACAUCCUCAAGAUUGGCUUCCUCAAUGACAAGGUGGAAGAACGACUGGACAAAUAUCUGGACUCUUAUGACAUCGUCCUGGUAAAGGACGAGACUUUGGAAGUCCCCAAUGCCAUUCUCCAGAAAGUUCUAUAACUCCACCCCCAACUUUACCUUCCACCCACAUGAUCCACCUGCACCCUCGGGCCUGUCAGACUCUUGACACACUUUGUAACCUCCACUCUCUCUGGAUCCAACCAGAGUUAUGUACUGAUUGUGUGUCCCGAAUCUCACCUCUACCUUCUAACAGGCUUUUAAAAAGACGUUUUACGUCAUCCGAAUGAACUGUUUUAAAAGCCCGUAAACAGCAACAGCCCGUCUCUGCCGUGUUUUGUCUCUUUGAAUCGAUUCUGAUGUUCUCUCUCUUAAGUUGUGUUAUGAUAAAAGACAAAAACCAAAAGUUAGACUAAAACAAAAUGAAAAAGUAAACUCUCACUCCAUCUUUUGCACAUCCUAGGAUUAUUUUUGAUAUGGUAAUAUUUGUAUAUCAUAAACAAGUUGCCCACAGAUGAACAGUGUUUUUAUCCCAGCAAGUCACCUCAGUUUCUAUAAUUCAUCCAUCUAGUCAGUCUUUCAAAUUGAAUUGCUGUUGUUCAAAUAAGACAUAUCUGCAACAGUAUGGUAGAGCCUAGGGAUCAAUGUCUUGCUUGGUGAGCAGCACAAUCAUAGCCACCAACAGUAUUUAUUUAAAGCACCAGUGUAUAGGAAUUAGAGCCAUCUAUUAGCAGGAAUGUAAUAUAGUAUUCCUAAUUUUGCUUUCAAUAAUGUAUAAUCACUUGUGAUGAUGAAUCCCUGUUUUGUUAGCUUGAAUGAGCGCCUAAUAUCUACAUAGGGAGCAGGUGCACUUCCACAGAGUCCACCAAGUUGCACCAUCAUGUUUCUUUGGUAGCCCAGAAUAGAUAAACCAAGUGCUACAGAGGGACUGUUGAAUCCCUUGUUGAAAGUGUUUUCCCUAAAUGUUUGGAAAGGAACAGGGUGAAUGGACUGUAUUGAGUUGGUUGCAGUCUGCAACUUUGCCACUAGAUGCCACUAUAUUCUGCAUACUGGAUCUUUAAGUGAAAAGAAAACAUGAAACUCAGAGGAUCACAAGGAAAUAAAAGAAACGCACUUUAAAUUUAUUGUACGUGGAAAUCAGAUCCCUUGUGCUUGAGGACAUGUGUCAGUAGUUUAGAUUUGUGGAUGUAGGAACACAUUCUUGCACCGAAAAGUCAUGUUUACGUAAGCUGUUUUUUUUCUUCAUUCUUAAAUAGUCAUGGCAAGUUUUUAAUUUACAAUUUUCAGCAUAGCUCACCAGCAUUCUGCAUGCCAGCGAUUAAAGAGGCAUUCAUUAAUGUUAAGGUCAGCCUCCUGUGGUCUAGAGGUAGAAUUACAACGACAAAACACACAAUGUCAAACUAAAACAUGAUGCCUUCAGGUUCCUUUUUAAAAGAAACAUAACAGUAAUUUUGAAGUAUAUUGAAUUUCACCAUUUUGUUAAAAAACACUGGUGUCUGUGGCUUAGUAAAACCCAGCUUUUUUGUUCUGUGGUCAAAAUUGAGCACUACCUCUAAAUCAGUCUUUUUUCGGGAGGUCUGAAGCUAAAAUGUUUCCGUUUCAUUCUUGGUUAUAUUGAACGUUCUCUUUGAAUUUGUAUGUUUUAAAUGUGCUGCUAUCACCUGCAUGUUGCCUUUCGUUAUCGUUGAGUUGAUGUCAGAGACUAAAAAAAGACCUAUAUUAAUAAAAUAGGGAAUAAUGUUAUACCAUAUAUGUAUGUUGGCGUUGUAUGGAAAAAGUUUAUUGUUUCACUGCAUUUGGAGAUAUUUCCAGAAAUUUAGACCAGUGUGUGUGUUUUAUUUUUUUAUAAGCACAUGGCUUUCUUUGAUGUGAAUACAAAAUGGAAUAAAAAGUCAUACUGUGA
Molecule: messenger RNA, 3540 nt
Organism: Mugil cephalus (flathead mullet)
Lineage: Eukaryota; Metazoa; Chordata; Actinopteri; Mugiliformes; Mugilidae
Gene: nt5c3a
Product: 5'-nucleotidase, cytosolic IIIA
Exons: 8
Coding region: 882-1739 (285 amino acids)
Cellular component (GO): cytoplasm
Molecular function (GO): 5'-nucleotidase activity; magnesium ion binding
Source: RefSeq, a predicted model, not a curated record